Protopterus annectens (West African lungfish) is the source of this 5337-nucleotide messenger RNA. RefSeq names its product gamma-aminobutyric acid type B receptor subunit 2 (gene GABBR2). Gene Ontology annotation, cellular component: membrane; G protein-coupled receptor heterodimeric complex. The record is from RefSeq and is a predicted model, not a curated record. Gene Ontology annotation, biological process: gamma-aminobutyric acid signaling pathway; G protein-coupled receptor signaling pathway. Lineage: Eukaryota; Metazoa; Chordata; Ceratodontiformes; Protopteridae. The coding region runs from base 988 to 3750 and encodes 920 amino acids. Gene Ontology annotation, molecular function: G protein-coupled GABA receptor activity. The transcript has 19 exons.
AGGUGUGCAACUAUUGCGCAUCUAUGGUAAAUACCCGUUUUCCGCAGCUUACUGAAUGAUAGCAAAACCUGCAGUUUUGUUUAGCAUAUCCAAAACACAGCACUGCUGGAGUAUAGCACGAUUUGUGAGAGUCGUUAUUCUCUGCAAAGGAGAACGGAGGGAAUAUAGUCAGUAUAUAGUUUCAUAGAGGCUGGCAUCUUGCUUUGCUUAUCACCUGCCUAGUCUUGUGGGUAGACGUCAGUCAUCUGAGUGUAAGGACAGCAUUCAUUUCAUUUGUAUGAAAGGAGUGCAGCUUACAGCAGCAGCAUCCUUAGGGUUGUGUGAGGCACAUUUUCCAAGAGGUCUCUUGCUGGGAGCAUCCCUGGUACAGUGAGAGGCGGAUUGCGUGAGAAAUCUGACUGGAAGCAUCCUCUGGAUUUACAGAUUGGUUGGAAAUCGUUUUGCCUGGAAACUACUUCUUUCUUCCUUUUCACCACGGAAUUUGUCCUUCGGUUGUUCAUCUCUUAGGUGCUUAUCUACUUGUGGGAAUGCAGCUUUUCAUUCUUGUGUCUUGAAUCUCCAAGGAGCAUUCGUCUCGCUAAGAUUUGAGCUACUGGUUCAGUUUAGCUUGUGAUUUGUGCUGGUCUCGGGUGGCGAAAGAGCUAGUCUUGCGCAAGGAUUGAUUUGAAAUCCCAGUGCCUAGCACCACAGUAUUGUUCGGAUAAAUUCAUUUUCUCGGCACGUUGAAAUCUUGCUUCAGAAAUAACUGAUUUGUUUCCCCUAAUCAAUUAAGCUGUGCAUCUGGAAGGAGCUAGGAAAAGAAGAGGCGCCAUUAAAGGAGGGUGUUAGGACCCCAAUCCUUGAGGCAAGAGAUUAAGCGCAUCUCUUGCAGGUUGCACGGACUAUUAUUUACAGAUCCUGGUUCAAUACUGCUGUUUUGAGGCUUUGUGAUGAGAGAAGAGUGAGAAAGUGGCUCUGUUGCUCCCUCUCCCCCAUUUACAGUACACCAUGACUCUAUCAUCGAAGAAAUGCAAGGACUCUGCCACCAUUCUGACGAUCUCGGGGUACCUUCUGGUUCUGGGUUUCGGAUCUUUAGGACCGGGAUUUGCUUGGGGUAUCCCUAAGUCUUCGAAUAACUCAAUAAUACUAAAUAUCAUGGGAUUGAUGCCGAUGGGGGGCAUUGGCGAGGGAAUUAACCCGGCUGUCACGCUGGCUAAAGAGCACAUCAAAGAAGCAGCCCUGCUCGACCCCUACACCCUAGAAAUUCCACCCUUUGACACAGAGUGUGAUAAUGCAAAAGGUCUAAAGGCAUUCUUUGAAGCACUUAACAAUGGACGAUACCUCAUGGUGUUUGGAGGAGUAAGCCCAUCUGUUACAUCUAUCAUUGCGGAGUCACUGAAGGGAUGGAGUUUAGUACAGCUUUCUUUCGCAGCCACAACACCAGUUCUUACAGACAGGAAAAAAUAUCCAAAUUUCUUCCGGACUGUACCCUCAGAUAAUGCAGUAAACCCUGCAGUAGUAAAAUUUCUCAAGCACUUUCAUUGGAAGCGGGUGGGCACUCUAACUCAGGAUGUGCAGAGAUUCUCUGAGGUACGAAAUCAUUUGACCAAAGAAUUAGAAAAGGCAGAUAUUCAAAUUCCAGACACAGAAAGUUUCUCUAAUGACCCCUGCAUCAAUGUCAAAAAACUCAAGGAUAAUGAUGUCCGAAUAAUCAUUGGCCAGUUUAAUGAAAGCAUGGCAGCAAAAGUAUUCUGUUGUGCUUAUAAUGAAGAGAUGUAUGGCAGUAAAUAUCAGUGGUUUAUUCCUGGAUGGUAUCAGGCCCACUGGUGGGAAAAGGCUAACUCUACUACCUGCUCUAUCAGUAACCUUCUGACUGCCAUGGAGGGCUACAUUGGAGUCGAUUUUGAACCUCUUAGUUCUAAACAAAAUAUAACAAUAUCAGGACGGACACCGCAACAAUAUGAAAGUGAAUAUAUUAAAAGGUCGGCUGGUGUAAAAGCCAGUGAAUUUCAUGGAUUUGCUUAUGAUGGAGUCUGGGUGAUUGCUAAAACACUGAAGAGGUCAAUGGAAAUACUCCGUAAUACAAACAGCUUUGAUAAAAUACAUAAAUUUCAUUAUAAUGACCGAGAACUUGAACAAAUUUUUCUGGAUGCCAUGAACGAGACAAAUUUCUUUGGUGUUACUGGUCAAGUUAUGUUCAGGAAUGGUGAACGCAUGGGAAUCAUAAGAUUUAAGCAGUUUCAAGAAGGCCAGGAAGUGAAGGUUGGAGACUACAAUGCAAUAGCCGAUUCAUUGGAACUAAUCAAUAACAGCAUCAGGUUUCAAGGGGUGGAGCCUCCUAAAGACAAAACGAUUGUACGGCUGGAGCGGCGACAGAUCAAUCUGCCUCUCUACAGUAUUCUUUCAGCCUUGACCAUCAUAGGAAUGAUCAUGGCCAGUGCCUUUUUAUUCUUCAACAUCAAAAACAGAAACCAGAAAAUGAUAAAGAUGUCCAGUCCAUACAUGAACAACCUUAUUAUCCUUGGAGGAAUGCUUUCUUAUGCAUCUAUCUUUCUUUUUGGCCUUGAUAGAUCCUUUGUAUCAACUAGUACAUUUGAAACACUCUGCACUGUUCGAACGUGGAUUCUCACUGUUGGUUAUACCACAGCUUUUGGUGCUAUGUUUGCCAAAACAUGGAGAGUCCAUGCCAUUUUCAAAAAUGUAAAGAUGAAGAAAAAGAUCAUUAAAGACCAGAAGUUACUUGGAAUAGUCGGUGGGAUGCUGCUGAUCGACCUCUGCAUACUGAUAUCGUGGCAGGUUGUUGAUCCAUUGGCAAUGACAAUCGAAAAGUACAAUAUGGAGCCGGACCCUGCAGGUAGAGACAUUGCUAUUAUUCCUUUCUUGGAACACUGUGAGAAUACUCACAUGACCAUCUGGCUUGGCAUUGUUUAUGCAUACAAAGGGCUUCUUAUGUUGUUUGGCUGCUUUUUGGCCUGGGAGACCCGAAAUGUAAGCAUCCCAGCUCUGAAUGACAGCAAGUAUAUAGGAAUGAGUGUAUAUAAUGUGGGGAUCAUGUGCAUUAUAGGAGCAGCGGUUUCCUUUCUGACCCGAGAUCAGCCGAAUGUACAGUUUUGUAUUGUCGCUCUGGUCAUCAUAUUCUGCAGCACCAUCACCCUUUGUCUAGUUUUUGUGCCAAAGUUAAUUGCACUGAGAACAAACCCAGAUGCAGCAACACAAAACAGACGUUUUCAGUUCACUCACAAUCAGAAGAAAGAAGAUUCAAAGACAUCAACCUCAGUUACCAGUGUUACACAAACCAACACAUCUCGAUUAGAGGGCCUACAGUCAGAAAAUCAUCGCUUAAGAAUGAGAAUUACAGAGCUUGAUAAAGACUUAGAAGAAGUAACCAUGCAGCUUCAAGAUACUCCAGAAAAGACUACAUACAUCAAACACAAUCACUAUCAGGAACUGAAUGAUAGUAGUGUACAAAACUACUCCGACUGUAAAGAUGGUGAAAAGAUUGUCUUAAGAAACCACAUUGAUCAAAAAUCACAGCCGCAGUGGAAUAUGACAGAGCCCUCAAAAACAAAUACAGACACAGUUGAAGAUAUUAACUCACCAGAACACAUACAGCGCAGAUUGUCUUUGCAGCUGCCCAUUCUACACCAUGCAUACUUGCCAUCUAUAGGUGGAGUCGAUGCAAGUUGCACCAGCCCAUGUGUCAGUCCUGGUGCAAGCCCCCGGCAUAGACAUGUGCAACCCACAUUUCGAGUAAUGGUUUCAGGCCUGUAGAAUGAAUGGCCCGUACUUGUUGAACUGAUAGAUAAAGUAGUCAAUGACUGGAUUGCAUAGCUGACCUUGAAUUCUGUCAACAUGAAUCCUACUCUUACAACAGAGGAAGUGACUGCUUAGACCAUCACAGCAGGGGUCCUGACUCAACUCAUCUGGAAAGAGCAGGCUCCAGGAUAUGACCUUUAGCCUUAUUCAUCGAAGAUUUUUCUUUUCUUUUUUUUUUCUUCCUGUCAUGUAUUAGGCUGGAUUUAAGCAAUUUCUUCCUAAACUUCUACUGGGGAAACAGCUUAAAGGAAACAGGGAACUAAAGACUCAUGCAAAAAAUAAGAAUAAACCAUUAAAUAAAUUCAUAAGCUGCAAAAGAAAACAUCAGCUUAAUAAGUAAAUCUAUGCUGCAUGGUAAGUACGAAAUUGAAGCAGAUUACAUGUGCAAGCAGACAGAAUAGUUUCUAGUUUUAAAUGUUGAUCCUUUGUAAAAGGAUCAGUUACCACUGUUUCAGGUGGCUAAAGAAAACAACCACAGAUAUGUGGCAUGCAUGUUUUUCACCAGUGACAUAGCUUCCAUUACAUGUGUGCUUUUUCUCAUCUCCAUGCCACAGUGGUAGAUAUCAUGGCUUUGGAAGGAUGUGGUCUGGAAGUGAUACACUCCAGUAGCAGUUUCCCUCUGCAGCCCUAUAGAUCUUCUGUGAUAAUUUGUCUUCCACAUUCAGGAGUAAUUUACACACCUGUAAUAAUAAAAGAGAGAAGCUAUUAAUGAUACACAUUUCCAGACUGCAUAUGGGCGAAGAUAUAAACUCUCAGGUCUGACCUUAAAGUCCCUCACAUAGCAAACUGGUUGUUUUAUUUCAAGCUUAGCUUUCUCCUGGAAAAAAAAGGAAAUGUAUAAAAGGGAUGUCUAUUACAUGCCAUACAUAUAGAGACAAUUCAUAAUUACAGUAUUCCAAAAUCUUGUUUUAUAAAUCACAAGACUGCAGAACUAUGGUCUACUAAAAAAAAACAACAGACUCUGUUUACUCCCUGCAGAUUCCUGCUUCCUUGAGUGAGUAAGGGCCUGGUUUAUUUUAAAAGACAUUUGACCUUUGAAAGAAAAGAGGACUAACUGUACAUAAUGUAUACACAAAUUCACUAUAGAAAUAUUAUUCUACUAUAGCAGGAAAAACAAAUGUAUUGGACUGUUGCAGGUGAGCGUGUGUGUCUGUAACUAUUGUGAAUACCGACUGUGUGCAGUUUACUAGGUUUAAAUCAUGCAGUACAUCUUCGGUCUCAAUGAUACUGUAGUUUUUCCCAUACAGAUAUUUUGUUUUUUAAUUUCCCACAGUUAUGAAAACCCAAAACAAUGUGAUUACAGUAUAUAGCUAUAUAAUGUUUCUUUUCUUUUAUACUGCAGAAAAAAUGUACUGUAUAUUUAUGACAAGGUGGUGCCCCAAUGGCAUUUUCCAAUGAUGUUAAUGCACAAAUGCUUUAAACUAGGCUGGAACUGCCAGGUUCAAAUGUAAAUGAAGAAUUUCUUGUACCCUUAUACUGCAUGACAUCAAUUUUUAAUAAAUUGUUGCAAAUUUGUUUUAUGAAUAAAACACAAAAAACCUA